Molecule: messenger RNA, 311 nt
Organism: Salvelinus sp. IW2-2015
Lineage: Eukaryota; Metazoa; Chordata; Actinopteri; Salmoniformes; Salmonidae
Product: histone-binding protein RBBP4-like
Biological process (GO): chromatin remodeling; regulation of DNA-templated transcription
Cellular component (GO): NuRD complex; ESC/E(Z) complex; nucleus
Molecular function (GO): nucleosome binding; histone binding
Source: RefSeq, a predicted model, not a curated record
AGUGGUGGAGGAAGUGUCUGGCACCUGCUCCGAAUCACUGUUUGGCUCUGUGGCCGAUGACCAGAAACUGAUGAUCUGGGACACACGGUCCAACAACACGUCCAAGCCCAGCCAUGCAGUGGAUGCCCACACUGCAGAGGUCAACUGUCUGUCCUUCAACCCCUACAGCGAGUUCAUCCUAGCCACCGGCUCUGCAGACAAGACUGUUGCUCUCUGGGAUCUGCGUAACCUCAAACUGAAGCUCCACUCUUUCGAAUCGCACAAGGAUGAAAUCUUCCAGGUAAUACUCCAUAAAUAGUAAACAAUCUCAA